Messenger RNA from Lycium ferocissimum, 1251 nucleotides. RefSeq names its product hyoscyamine 6-dioxygenase-like. The record is from RefSeq and is a predicted model, not a curated record. The coding region runs from base 83 to 1144 and encodes 353 amino acids. The transcript has 4 exons. Lineage: Eukaryota; Viridiplantae; Streptophyta; Magnoliopsida; Solanales; Solanaceae.
CAUAACACAGCCUUGGAGCUCACAAAGAAAUUACUAUCUAAUUAAGAUAUAUCUCUCUCUUAGAGGAAAUUAUUAGUUUAAAAUGGCAUCACUAGUUUCAAGUUUGUCUUCAGAAGUGAAUUCUGUCCCUGAAAAAUAUGUUGUUCCAUUGGAGAAAAGGGUAUCUGCAGAUGUACCAAUUGGUACACAUAUUCCAGUUAUUGAUUUAACACAACCUUCUGCAGAAUCUAUUCACCAAAUCAUCAAAGCUUCAGCUGAGUUUGGUCUCUUUCAGGUGAUCAAUCAUGGAGUUUCAAAAACCCUGAUGGCUGAUGCCUUAGCAGUUUGCAAAGAGUUCUUUAAGCUGCCAAUUGAGGACAAAGCAAAGUUUGUUGAAAAAGAUGAGGGCUUAAGUGACUUUGAACCAUCAAUUGACCAAAGGCCAAAGCUUUACAUUGAAAAGGAAUACACAGCAAAGAAGAAAGGUUCAAACACUAAUGAGAAGGAAACUGCCUUUUGGAAAGACACUUUUGGACAUGGAUGCCAUCCUUUGACUCAAGAUAUGAUAAUGUCAUGGCCUGAAAAGCCACAAAAAUAUAGAGAAGUGAUGAGUGAAUAUGCAUUAGAAUUAAGGAAAUUGAGCUUGAGGAUUUUGGACCUUAUGUGUGAAGGACUUGGGCUUGAAAUAGGGUAUUUUGGCAAAGAACAUAGCCAAACCCAACUAAUGGUGAUCCAUCACUACCCACAAUGCCCUGAUCCAAAUUCAACAAUAGGCAUAGGUGAACAUUGUGAUGGUGCACUCAUCAAUUUGGUCCAACAAGAACUAAGUGGAUUGCAUGUGAGACAAAAAGAUGGGAAAUGGUUUGGUGUUGAACCAAUUCCUGGUGCACUUGUUGUCAUCAAUGGUUUGAUCUUAAAGGUUGUCACCAACGGAAAGUUAUCAGCUGGAGUGCAUAGGGUUGUGACAAAUUCAACUUCUGAUCGAACAUCAGUUGGCAGCUUAAUAAGUCCAGUUGAGUGCAUUAUAGAACCUGCAAAAAUACUUAUAAAUGAGAGCAAUCCUCCAUUGUUCAAGUCAUUUUCAUACACAGAGUACUUGGGAUAUUAUUUCAGUGACACCACUGAAAUUGAAGCAGCACUGAAACCAUACAAGCUCUAUGAUUGAAACAAAUUAUAAGUUUAUGUUUGUGUUUGUUGUAAUAUAAGUUUCUAUGUUUUCACAAGUGUAUUUGAUGACUUUGAAUUUAGAGUGAAUAAAUUGGUUGUGCCACA